Eufriesea mexicana is the source of this 479-nucleotide messenger RNA. It is a transcript of the gene ND-B12, whose product is annotated as NADH dehydrogenase [ubiquinone] 1 beta subcomplex subunit 3. Lineage: Eukaryota; Metazoa; Arthropoda; Insecta; Hymenoptera; Apidae. Bases 88 to 423 code for a protein of 111 amino acids. Gene Ontology annotation, biological process: electron transport chain; mitochondrial respiratory chain complex I assembly. The record is from RefSeq and is a predicted model, not a curated record. Gene Ontology annotation, cellular component: mitochondrion; respiratory chain complex I. The transcript is spliced from 2 exons.
CGAGAUAGUUUUCGUAUGCGUCAAAAUUUUACGUGCCUGCGUACGUGAACAGCUGUAAUCAGUAUUGAAAAUAUUCUUUAAAGAAAGAUGGGAGGCCAUGGGGGACAACCAAAAAUACCAAAUCCUGAUAUAUACAAAGUAGAGGAUGUGCCAGAGCUUAAACUGGUACAGGAAAAAUUAUCCGAACACGGAUUGAAGGAUCCUUGGUUGAGAAAUGAAGUUUGGCGUUAUACUGGAAUUCCUGGUAAUCAUAGAUGGUUGGCAUUCAGAAUAUUAACCAGGGGCAUGGUAGUUGGAUUUGCAGCAUUUUUAGUAACAAUUGGCAUUGAAAGAUCUCUUGGAAUUACGUAUGAGACUACACAUGGUCAUGGUCAUGAUGGUCAUGAUGAUCAUGAUGAUCAUGAUGAUCAUGGUCAUCAUUAAUUUUAUUUAGUAUAGAGAGGAAGAUUAAAUAGCAUUAUUAUUAUUAUAUAUAUUGU